AUGAACGGCGCGUUUCUGCAUCUUGUCGACAAACCAUCCUUGGGUCGUGUUCUUCUCCUCAUUCUGCCUGUUGCUGUUUGGUUAUUGCUGGAUGUAUCCACAGUCCUCAAAAACUUCAGCGGCAUAACGUUGAAAGGUUUCACCCCAGAUCUCCUACUGCAGCAUGGGCAGCACCGUCUUGGAGAUGAUGAUGAUGUACCAGGAGGUUCUGCAGAUCUAGCUUAUGACGCCCAUCGCGCUCAGAGAAGUAGAGCUAGCAGGAACAAAGCCUGUAACUAUGCAAAGGGCAAGUGGGUAGCAGAUGUGAAGCGGCCACUCUACUCAGGUAAUGCCUGCAAGCAAUGGCUAUCAAAAAUGUGGUCUUGUCGCGGGAUGGAACGGACGGAUUUCUCCUACGAGGGCUACCGGUGGCAGCCGCAUGAUUGCCAGAUGCCUGAGUUCUCAGGGCCAAACUUUCUGCACAGGAUGAGGCACAAAACUCUUGCUUUUGUUGGUGAUUCGCUUGGCAGAGAGCAGUUCCAGUCCAUGAUGUGCAUUGCAACAGGCGGCAAACACAGCCCUGAAGUUGAAGACGUUCGACAGAAAUACGGCAUUGUCAAAGCUUCGAGUCCUUUCACUCCUGGUGGCUCUGCUUACCGAUUUCCAGAGACGAACACCACCAUCCUUUUCUACUGGUCUCCUACUCUAUCAGAACACGAACCUUUGAUGAACAUGACGACCAAGAAGACUAGCAACGUGUUGCAUAUCGAUCGUCCGGCUGAUUUUUUGAAGAAGUAUCUCCACAGUUUCGAUAUCCUGGUGCUGAACACUGGCCACCACUGGAACAGGGUGAAAUUCUGGCGAAACCAUUGGAAGCUGUACAACGAUGGGAAGCCUGUGGGAAAUGGAACUCUCGUGGCAAAGGACUUCAGCCGUGCGAGGGAGAUCAAACUGCACAAUAUCGCCAGAUGGGUGGAUUCAGAACUUGUACACCAUCCUCGAACGAAGGUUUUCCUCAGGACAAUUUCGCCGGAGCAUUUCGUGAAUGGUGAAUGGAACACCGGUGGAAGAUGCGACAACACCAUCCCACUUUCUAGUGGAAGUGAGGUCUUGCAGGAUCGUUCCGGUGAUUUGGCUGCAGAAAGCGCGGUGAACGGGACACGCCUUAAGCUGUUGGAUAUUACCGCGAUCUCGCAGCUGCGGAGUGAGGGCCAUAUCUCAAACCAUAGUGUCAAGGCUCAGAGGGCCGUUUACGAUUGUUUGCACUGGUGCCUUCCUGGUAUACCAGAUAUGUGGAACGAGCUCCUCUUUGCACAGAUGUACUAA
Molecule: messenger RNA, 1305 nt
Organism: Lolium perenne
Lineage: Eukaryota; Viridiplantae; Streptophyta; Magnoliopsida; Poales; Poaceae
Product: protein trichome birefringence-like 14
Cellular component (GO): Golgi apparatus
Molecular function (GO): O-acetyltransferase activity
Source: RefSeq, a predicted model, not a curated record